GUGGCUCCGGACACGCCUGCGCGGCGCGGGGGAUUGUGGGAUCGAGGAGCGGAGCGGCAGUGGGAGGAAAUGGGGUACUCACUGACCUCUGGAGUGAUUCUUGCUGUUGGUGCAAUUCUUGUAACCACUGUAGGAAUUGUUGUGGGACAUUUUGUGAUCAAUAGGAAGAAGAAGCCUCUCAUCACAUUGAUUGAUCCCAAUGAGAAGUAUCUGCUGCGACUCAUAGAUAAGGAGGUUGUGAGUCAUGACACCAGGCGGUUUCGUUUUGCUCUUCCUUCACCAAAACACAUCCUUGGCUUGCCUAUUGGAAAACAUGUGUAUCUCUCUGCAAAAAUCGAUGGGAACCUUGUGGUGAGACCCUACACUCCGGUUACUAGCGAUGACAACAAAGGUUAUGUGGAUCUUGUGGUCAAGGUCUAUUUUAAAGGUGUCCAUCCCAAGUUCCCAGAAGGUGGGAAGAUGUCUCAAUACCUAGAAGAUUUGAGUAUUGGUGACGUCAUUCAUUUCAGAGGACCUAGUGGAUUGCUUCUGUAUGAGGGAAAAGGUAACUUUGCCAUCCAGCCUGAGAAAAAGUCUCCACCAGAACUCAAGUUUGUCAGGAACCUUGGCAUGAUUGCCGGUGGAACUGGCAUCACUCCAAUGCUGCAGCUGAUCCGGGCAAUUAUGAAGGAUCAGGAUGACCCGACACUCUGCUAUUUACUGUUUGCAAAUCAAACUGAAAAAGACAUUCUGCUCCGUGAUGAAUUGGAGGAACUCCAGGCUCAGCAUCCCGAUCGUUUCAAGCUGUGGUACACUGUGGAUAAAGCCCCUGAAGGCUGGGAUUUCAGUGAAGGUUUUGUGAACUCUGACAUGAUGAAGGAGAACCUGCCUGCCCCUGGAGACAACACACUGGUCCUCAUGUGUGGCCCACCUCCCAUGAUCCAGUUCGCCUGCAGCCCCAACCUGGACAAGCUCGGCUAUCCACAGGGAAUGCGCUAUACCUACUAAGAUGGCGCAGGGGGGGGCAGGGGCAGGGGAGCAUUGGUUUGAAAAUGUAAAGGAAGUAUUUGCACUUCAAAUUAUUCAUUAGUCUGACUGACACUAAUGAAAUCUGUUGAAUUAUAUGUGCACUUAAUGCUUAUGCUUUCAGCUAUAUGGAUUCAAUAUUUAUGUCUAUUAAAAUGUGUGUAUUUAAUGUACGAUUCAGUAUAGGAUUGAGAUGGUUAUGUACAUGUUUUAGAAGUUUGAAUGUUUGGGUGCAACAACUCCCCGAAAGUUGGUCGUCUUUUUCUACAGAAAGUUUUCUGGAGGCAAAUUGCUCAAUGAAAUCUGUCCAAGCCAACUAUUUGCUGGAGAUUGUAUAACAUGCUGAAUAUAUAAGCUUUCACCACUUUAAACCAUUUAAAUCUGUCAAUUUUUUAUAUGCACUUCAAACCUUAAUCCUCCACUCGCUGUUUUUCACAUGGCUCCACCACCUUGGCUUCAGUGGUAUUUGCAGCCUCGAGAUGCAGGAUAGCAUUGUAAACCAGUGUCUACUCUGAACAAACCUCCCGGUAAUUAGAACUAGUUGCCUUUCUCACUCUUAAGUCCAUAAGUGUAUCUGGUGAGUGGAUGGGUGGAAGGGGGGGCGCGGAGAACUCAAGUUGCUCUGGAGUCCUGAGGUUGAAGCUCAAGCACUCAUACAGCAGUGAUAGGAGAUUUAUAUGUACACCUGUCAUGUUAACCUAUUAAUUCACAAUUUUUUUUGAAAAGCACCAAAUAUUCUAGGGGAGAUACUAUUCACGGGAUUUUACAGUGAAAUAAUGUUGUCUGGAUUUAAUUUGAAAGCUGCCAUUGAUGUGAGUCUUUCCAUUAUGCAGACUUAGCAUUACGUCUUGUGUGAUUUGGGUGUUUUACAGUGCCUGUCUUGAGUCAUUUACAGCCUUAGCUGGAGUGUUUCCACAAUGAGCACAUGUUGUAAAGCUUACCAGCAUUAUUUUGUGACUUAAGAAAAUAUUUUGGAUGAUUUACUUUGUAAGCAAGUACUCAAAAAGAAUUUGUAUCUUGUUCUGCAUUGUAUCUUAGUUUCAUUUCAUUUUAAUUUACUGGGUUGUAGAACUUUAAAUCACUUGAAUUUCAUGGAUUUGUACUCUAGUCCUCAGUGUUUGGAAAAACAGUGACCCAUCCAAAUGCUCUAAUGCCUGGUUAUAUUGUGCUUUAAUGACAGUUUACCUGGAUUACAAGCUAUUUCUGUGAUGUGCAGCACAGUUUGUGAAAAAAAAGAUGGAGCCUGGUUACAUUAAGGUGUGAUUUUGCCAGCACCAUGGUUCACAUUGCUAUGGUAUGAAUUCAGCCACUACAUAUAGUAUUCCAAUUCUGAUUGGAAAUAAAAAAAUCGGUCAUGCACUCUAUGGCAGUUUGUGGGUCAUUGCCGUGUGCAAAAUGUCUGCUGUGUUUCGCCCACAAAUAAAGUCAGUCCACUUUAGAGUAGGAAUGUACUUCUGUGAAAGUGCUUUGAAACGUCUCAACAAUGUGAUAAGACGCUGUAUCUAAUGCAAGAAUGAUUAUUAUUAUAUAACUGUUCCUUUCAAAGUUCCUGGGCAGUCUUUAAGGGUCCACAUAAUACUAUAAAGAGUUGGUUAGACAGCAAGAUGAGCUCUGUAUGUUAUUGCCAGCUCUGCCUAUUCUGAUUAGCUACACGUUAAUCUCAAUACCGAUGGAAAAGCUGCCAUUUUCAGCAGUACCAAUUGGACUUGUAUAGUGAACACCUUAAAUCACAUCUCCCCAAACUACUUGAGUUCCAUCCUAGUGUAUUGUCAUUUCAGCACAUUACAAGCCAGGCAAUGAGACAAUAAACAGAUCUAUUUACAAAUUUGAAUGUUGAAAUAAUCAUUCACAGGUAUGGUCUUGCAAAUUUUUUUNCAGUUAACCGCGAUCAAACACCAAAUAAUUCUGAUUUGUGUUCUUGAAAUGCAAGCUGAUAUUGCAAAGGAGGGAACUAAAUCAUUUUGGACAAUUCUGUAUAUUGUAUUGCUUUGGAUCUUCAGAUUGUAUUUUGAAGUUUAUAGCAUUAAAUAUGGUGAUUUAAA
This is a messenger RNA of Callorhinchus milii (elephant shark), 3047 nucleotides long. Its product is annotated as NADH-cytochrome b5 reductase 3. Gene Ontology annotation, molecular function: oxidoreductase activity; FAD binding. The record is from RefSeq and is a predicted model, not a curated record. Gene Ontology annotation, cellular component: mitochondrion. The transcript is spliced from 9 exons. Bases 70 to 987 code for a protein of 305 amino acids. NCBI's taxonomy places the organism in Eukaryota, Metazoa, Chordata, Chondrichthyes, Chimaeriformes, Callorhinchidae.